This is a messenger RNA of Liolophura sinensis, 444 nucleotides long. RefSeq names its product ly6/PLAUR domain-containing protein 6B-like. The transcript is spliced from 4 exons. NCBI's taxonomy places the organism in Eukaryota, Metazoa, Mollusca, Polyplacophora, Chitonida, Chitonidae. The record is from RefSeq and is a predicted model, not a curated record. Gene Ontology annotation, molecular function: acetylcholine receptor regulator activity. The coding region runs from base 1 to 444 and encodes 147 amino acids.
AUGGCUCUUCCAGUCAGCGUCUUUCUCCUCUUGCAAGCUUUCGUCAUCAUUUCCGGUUACACAGUCAGUGUGGAAGAGAAAAGCAUCACGUGCUGGACGUGUCCUAACAAGGGAAGUAACCUGGAGUGUAAUAACUGGGCACCCGACAGGUAUUGUCCCCAGGACCAGUCCGUUUGCCAGACAGCCCACACUUUCAGUGACGUCACCGGUCAAGUCGCCAGCCUUCGCGUGGAUAAACGGUGUGUGGCUCCUGAGAAAUGUACGAGACAUGAUACGUGUAUAUCUUGCUGUACCACAUCAUACUGUAACGAAGAAGUUGCCCAUGACAACCACUCAGCAAUCCAAUUCUCCAUUACUCUCCUAGGAUCUGCAGCUUGUAACAAACUUUCAUACUGCCCAGUCUUCAUCCUGGGUUACCUUGCGAUGUUGAUGGGCGAUAACUGA